Messenger RNA from Sporisorium graminicola, 1755 nucleotides. RefSeq lists its product as uncharacterized. Lineage: Eukaryota; Fungi; Basidiomycota; Ustilaginomycetes; Ustilaginales; Ustilaginaceae. The record is from RefSeq and is a predicted model, not a curated record. The transcript has a single exon. The coding region runs from base 1 to 1755 and encodes 584 amino acids.
AUGUCGGAGCCCGAACAGCGUCUCUGGGCCACAAUCCAAAAUGACAUUCUCACAUUCCCCGCCUUCGUCCACCUGCCAAUCUCAGCUCGUCCUGAAAGCCAACACCUGUUAACUAGCAACAAUGUCGAAUCGGUCAAAUGCAUCUCCGUAUCCACAACGACGCUGCCUCGUGCGGUCUAUCUGAACCAGUCAAGCGCCGACUACGAGACGUUGUAUCCUCGCGCCUCUUACAAAAGCCAGAUCGCUUUCCGAUGGGGCAUCUCCCCGGAUGUCAUUCGCGCGCUUUCGGUCAACCUCGACGGAGAACGUGUACUCAUCGAGGACAAGGACGACUGGGGGGACUGGGUCAGCACGUUCUUCUUCAGGCCUACUACGCGCACGUCGGGCUUUUCUCCCUCUGGCUCGCAACAGAGGCAGGAGUUCGUCACGCCGCCCGUUCACAUCCACGUCAUUGUCGACGUCCCUGGCGAGCAACACGCCGCCACCACUUCAACAUCAGCAAGAGGCGGCUUGGGUAUAGCUCCUAGUGCUCCACCUGCAUACCAGCCAGAAGAUGGGACUGGAGCAGCAGAACAGUCGCCAUGUCGAGAGACACCGAAUGCGUCUACCGAAGCCGCUGUUCCAGACCCACCUGCAUCUGUGAAUGCCCUCGUCAACAAUGUUGUUGGCACUGUCCUACAAACACUCCAACCGCAGCUUCAAGCUCUGCCACAAUCUAUCUUGAGCUCGCUGUCAGCUUCUUUGGCAUCUGCGAAUCCAAGCUCGAUGCACCCCUCUGGCAAUCAAGCUGCGAGUCCCGUUCCUGCACCCGUUCAACCCAGUACUCGCCAGGAGACGCCCAAUACAACACAGCGACAAUCUCUUAUCGACGGGCUGUUCGACGAGCUAUCACGCCUUCGGGCACAGCAACCACCACCUGUCUUGUCUUCGUCCUCUGCACCGCAACCUCCACUGGCCAACAAUGAGUCGACGGAAGCAGGGCCAAUGGACAACGAGCUGAGUCAAGCGUUUGCUGAGAUGCUUGCUCGGCAGCGCUGCGGUGAUUCCACUUCCACUUCCACCGCUAGUGCUGCCAGUGCCGCUGAUGCGGCAGCGACUGCGCAUGUGCCCAUGGCGGAGGAAGACGACGAGUCGCUGACGAUUGUCUCUACGCCUUCUAGCUCACGUCGUUCCUCGCGUUCCAACUCACGGUCGCGAGGGGGACGACGUGCAUUCAUCUCGAGCACCACAGUCCUGCUGCUCACUCUCGUCACCUGCAUCUUGGGCUUUGUCGCACCGGUGAGUGCGUCGCCUCGCCGCGUUGCUGCACUGAACCCGCGCGAUGCACCGACUCUACCCGUCGAACCGCGCCAGAACAGUCGACACUUGCAUCUGUGCAAAUGUACGUGUUUCCAGACCAACUCGACGCUCGUGCCGCUGUAUUCGCCCAAGGACCCGUCGAAUCCGUGUCUGACGUGUACGCGCCAGUUUUGUCUCGACCAGGGGCUGGACAUAUGCAAAGGGGCCAAGUUGGAGCAUACAGAUCACGAUGUGGGGACGGGUUUGGAGGGGGAUGUGUGGGCCAAGUGCUUUGAGAGGGAUAGUUAUAAGGACCAGUCGAUUAUCACCUUGUAUAUUCUCGUGGUGCUUGGGUUGGUGGCGUUUGCGGCUAUGAGGGGCAGGAUGGAGGGGUGGUAUCAGCAGUAUCAGACCAUGGGACCGCAGGGGUUGUACAACGCUGUAAGGGAGUCGCCCUGGACGAGGACUUCGAGGUGA